AUGAUGAAACAAAUCGGUUCGGAACGAAACCCAUUGUUACUCGGUUGGUUUCUUUUUCGAAUAAAUAAAUUUGACGAAGCUAAACGUCAUAUAGAAUUAAUACUUAAACAACUUCCAUGGAAUGAUAAAGGGAAAGAAAAUGCUUACGAUUUACUAGAACCAGAUGAAACAUUUUUUGUUAAAAUCUCAUUAUCUGAAGGUGAAGAUGCUCGUGCAAAAUUAGGUCCGCAAACAAUUGCGCUUGUGACAAUUAUUAAUGAUGAUGAAUCGGGUUUAAUCCAAUUCGAAAAUGCAAUUCAUUUAUGUAAACGAAGUGUUGGAAAAGCAAAAAUAAAAGUUGUACGUGUUAAUGGUGCCGAUGGACGAAUUUCUGUAAAUUGUCGAACAAAAGAUAUUGAUGCUAGAGCAACAAGAGAUUAUGAACCGAUUGACAGUGAAUUACUCUUUGAACAUUGUGAAAUAUCAAAAGUGAUAGCUAUACCAAUCAUGAAUAAUCCUGAACAUAAAAAAGAUGUGAGUUUUGAAGUUGAAUUAUAUAAUCCGACCGGUAGCAUACAAAUAAGAAAACAGAAUAAAACUAUUGUAACAAUUAUGAAUGAUCAUGAUCAUACAAUAAUGGCGAAUAGAAUGAGAUUACUUGUUGAACCCAAUAUUGAUAAAUUAAGAGUAACAAAAACAACAUGGAGACAACAAUUUACUGACGCUAUGAAUGCAAAUGGUGGUGAUUUAGAAACAACUACAUUUGCUCAUUAUAUUGGUGAUUUUCUUUCAUUUCUUUGGAAAUUUUUAUUUGCCUUUGUACCUCCAACAUCGAUAGCUAGUGGUUGGUUAACAUUUUUCAUUUCAUUUGUUUUUAUUGCUAUACUCACCACUAUUGUCCAUGAUGUAGCUGCUGUAUUCAAUUGUCUUGUUGGAUUAGAAGAUAGUAUAACAGCUAUAUUAUUUAUUGCACCUGGUAUAUCAUUACCUAAUACAUUUGCAACAAUGAUAACAGCAAAACAUUCCAAAACAGCUGAUGAUACUAUUGGAAGUAUCAUAGGAUCGAAUAGUGUAAAUGUAUAUGUGGGUCUUGGUUUACCAUGGCUUGUUGCUGCUAUUUAUUGGAAAUUGAAAGUAGGAAAAUGUAAAGAUUUGAUUGCAGGAAAACGAAACGAAUAA
Molecule: messenger RNA, 1158 nt
Organism: Rotaria sp. Silwood2
Lineage: Eukaryota; Metazoa; Rotifera; Eurotatoria; Philodinida; Philodinidae
Source: the annotation of a GenBank genome assembly